This is a messenger RNA of Salvia hispanica, 3034 nucleotides long. RefSeq names its product importin subunit beta-1-like. The record is from RefSeq and is a predicted model, not a curated record. Gene Ontology annotation, biological process: protein import into nucleus. Gene Ontology annotation, molecular function: small GTPase binding. NCBI's taxonomy places the organism in Eukaryota, Viridiplantae, Streptophyta, Magnoliopsida, Lamiales, Lamiaceae.
GUCCCGCUUCUUCUCUCUAUUCGAAUUUCUCUCCCUUUCUCUCUCUACACGCAUUUCAUUUUCAAACGCCAAAUUUUUGCUUGCGAAAUCUGAUUCGUAGAAGUUAUAGAAUUACUAUAAUUCAUACCUGGAGGAGAUAAUCUGAUCUGUAAUUUGUGUUGAAGAAUCGUUAAAAGAAUCAGUCUAGCUGUUUGAUCUGAAAUCGAAGUGAUAUUCAAUUUGCUGUUUGAUUGAGAAAAAUGGCGUUGGAGAUUACCCAAUAUCUAUUGGCUGCUCAAUCUCCGGAUGCAAAAAUACGAAAUGAGGCGGAGACCGCUCUUGGUCAGUUCCGUGAACAGAAUUUGCCUGGGUUUCUGCUGUCUUUAUCGGUUGAACUAUCCAGCGAUGGAAAGCCAACUGAAUCGCGAAGACUUGCUGGUAUUGUACUCAAGAACUCCUUGGAUGCUAAAGAAGCAGCAACCAAAGGCAACCUCGCCCAACAGUGGGUGGCAAUUGACAUUUCCUUCAAGUCCCAGAUCAAAAACUCUCUUUUGAACACUUUGGGAUCAUCUGUUAGGGAGGCUAGUCAUACUGCUGCCCAAGUGAUUGCUAAGAUAGCUUCAAUCGAAGUGCCAAAAAAGGAAUGGCCGGAGCUUGUUGGAUUGCUGCUUUCCAAUAUGACUCAACCAGAUACGCCUGUAUUGCUGAAGCAAGCAACCUUGGAGGCACUUGGUUACAUAUGUGAGGAGAUUUCUGAUGAAGAUCUUGUGCAAGAAGAAGUAAAUGCUGUUCUAACAGCUGUUAUUCAAGGAAUGAAUGUCUCUGAACAAAACUCUGAUGUUCGGCUGGCAGCAACCAGAGCAUUGUAUAAUGCCCUCAAUUUUGCUCGGACGAACUUUGGUAAUGAGAUAGAGAGAAACUAUAUAAUGAAAGUGAUAUGUGAUGCUGCAUUGGCAAAUGAGAUAGAGAUCAGAAAGGCUGCUUUUGAAUGUCUCGUUUCCAUUGCAUCAACAUAUUAUGAGAUCCUUGAACCUUAUAUGCAGAAGAUCUUUGAGCUAACGUCGAAUGCAGUCAAAGCAGAUGAGGAAGCUGUUGCCCUUCAAGCAUUAGAGUUCUGGAGCUCUAUAUGUGAUGAAGAAUUGGACAUUCAAGAUAAUGAGCUGCCUGAGAGCGGAAAUUCUAAUCCUCCACACUCUCAGUUUAUUCAGAAGGCACUAUCGACAUUAGUUCCUAUGCUGCUAGAAACUCUGCUCAAACAGGAUGAGGACCAAGACCAAGAAGAUGGGAUAUGGAAUCUGGCCAUGGCUGGCGGCACCUGUCUUGGUCUUGUUGCUAAGGUUGUUGGGGAUCUAGUUGUCCCACUUGUAAUGCCUUUUGUAGAGGCUAACAUUUCAAUGAGUGACUGGCGGUCUAGGGAAGCAGCCACAUUUGCCUUUGGAUCUAUUCUUGAUGGACCUACCAUGGAGAAGUUGUUACCUAUGGUGAAUGCUGGUCUUGAUUUCAUGCUCAAUGCAAUGAAAGAUGAAAACGGUCACGUUAAAGACACAACUGCAUGGACUCUUAGUCGUAUAUUUGAGCUGAUGCACCUGCCGGCAUCUGGUUUCUCUGUUGUUACUCCUUCUAACUUCCAAAAAAUUUUGGUUGUUUUGUUGGAGGGUUUGAAAGAUGCUCCACAUAUCGCAGAGAAGGUUUGUGGAGCUAUUUAUUUUCUUGCUCUAGGAUACGAGGAUGCUGGGCCGACCUCUUCGCUGAUGACUCCUUUUCUUCCUGAUAUCUUUAGCACCUUGAUUGCCACAGCUGAACGUACAGAUAGCAGUGACUCUAAGCUUAGGUCUUCGGCAUAUGAAGCCCUGAACCAGGUUGUUAGGUGCUCAAAUCUUCCUGAAACAUCCCAGAUAAUCUACAGACUUCUCCCUGCUAUCAUGUCAAAGUUGGAACAGACUAUCAAUCUACAAAUUGUGUCAUCUGAUGACAGGGAAAAGCAAGGGGACUUGCAAGCCUCUCUUUGUGGUGUGCUUCAGGUCAUCAUUCAAAAACUAAGCAGUGCUGACGACACUAAACCCAUAAUACUUCAAGCAGCUGACCAGAUCAUGGUGCUUUUCCUCAACGUGUUUGCUUGCCGUAGCUCUACUGUACAUGAAGAAGCUAUGCUUGCCAUUGGGGCACUGGCAUAUGCAACUGGGCCAGAUUUUGAAAAGUACAUGCAAGAAUUCUACAAGGUUUUAGAGAUGGGUUUGCAGAACUUUGAGGAAUAUCAAGUUUGUGCCAUUUCGGUUGGGGUUGUUGGUGACAUAUGCCGUGCAUUGGAUGGCAAGAUCUUGCCAUAUUGUGAUGGGAUCAUGACGCAUCUUCUCAAAGAUCUCUCCAGCAGUGAACUUGACCGGUUGGUUAAACCUCCCAUAUUCUCCUGCUUCGGGGACAUUGCUCUUGCAAUUGGCGAACACUUUGAAAAAUACGUUACCUAUGCGGUGCCAAUGAUGCAAGGAGCCUCAGAACUCUGUGCUCGGAUUGACACCAAUGAUGAGGAUAUGGUCGACUAUGGCAACCAGCUCAGGCGCAGUAUUUUCGAGGCUUAUUCAGGCAUUCUUCAGGGAUUCAAGAAUGCCAAAGCUGAGCUGAUGCUUCCUCAUGCUCCUCAUCUUCUGCAGUUCAUAGAACUGGUUGCAAAAGACCAGCAGAGAGAUGAGAGUGUUACUAAGGCAGCAGUGGCUGUUCUUGGUGACCUGGCUGAUGCACUGGGUUCAAACUUGAAGAUGAUGAUCAAAGAUAGUGCUUUCUGCACUGAAUUGCUAGGAGAGUGCCUUGUGUCUGGUGAUGAUCAGUUAAAAGAAACGGCAACGUGGACUCAGGGGAUGAUCGGGCGAGCCUUUUCUGUCUGCGGUUAAGCUUUGUUUCUCAGUUCAUUGCUUUGUUUGAGUUUCUUAAUGGAACAAGUCCUGGUCUUCAAAUAUGUGGUUGAUGAAAUUCUUUUCAUCUAAUUAUGAAAAACGUUGCUUAUCAUGUUUCUGUGGCCUUGUCAUUAUUCUUAAUGAUAAUAAAGUUAUGCUUUUUGCCA